This is a messenger RNA of Ceratosolen solmsi marchali, 1180 nucleotides long. RefSeq names its product double PHD fingers d4 (gene d4). The transcript has 8 exons. NCBI's taxonomy places the organism in Eukaryota, Metazoa, Arthropoda, Insecta, Hymenoptera, Agaonidae. Bases 56 to 1180 code for a protein of 374 amino acids. Gene Ontology annotation, cellular component: nBAF complex. The record is from RefSeq and is a predicted model, not a curated record. Gene Ontology annotation, biological process: nervous system development.
UAUCACUUAACAACAUCUACAUGCACACCAGUUCAAUGCUAGUCGGCGGCCCAAGAUGACGGCAGUCUCUGCGCCUCCAAACGUCCACUCGAUAAUACAAGUCGUAAACGAAGCGAAUUUAAACAAAAUCGAGAGCUUUAUCAACGACUCAGCCUACAGGGAAGCCAUUGAGAACUCGUCUACCUACAACAGCCGACUAUGCAGGGAACGCAGGUUACGGAUGCCUUUUCUAGACUCCCAGACGGGAGUUGCACAAAACCACUCAGCCUUGUUUAUGUCCGCGAGAGAACGUCUUCCAGGCUUACAGCAUGGCCAAAUAUACACAUAUCCGAGCAAACGAUGGCGAAAAAAAAGGAGACAGUAUUUAAUGCAUUACUUUCACCCCAAGAGAGUAAUAAGAGGUGACAUAGAAGAUGGAGUCGAAUGCAUCGAAAGCACUACACUGGGAGGCAACGAUGACAGUAAAGACUCUCUAGCUUUAAAAGAUGAACAUAGUAAAGAUGCCUGGUUCUAUGACGAACAAGACAUGUUAGAUAUGGAUCCGUACGAGGAACCCGAUCCAGAUAGUGAUUUUGAUUACGAAGAAAGUUAUAGUAGUAAAAGGAAAAAAAGAAAACCUAGAGGAGGUGGUCAUCACCCAGCUAGAAGUCAUCCUCCAGCGACUGACAGUCCAACAGGGAAAAGAACAAAAGGUGGAGGUCGCGGGCGAAAAAAAGCUAACUAUGAUGCCAGUGAUUCUGAUAAGCCGUUCGUUUGUGACCUAUGCAGCGCACGGUAUAAAACCAGACCCGGUCUGGUCUACCAUUACGGUCAUUCCCACUCUACUUCCUCCGGCGAUCCUGCUAAGGAACUAAGUCCCAGUCCCGCCGAUGUUGAAUCUCGGAGCGUGGCAGACGCAGUUGCUUCGGACCAGCCAGCUAUCGGCAACAGCAAGGACGAGUCGCAGCAGCCGCACCAGCAGCACCAGCAGCACCAACACAUGGACGGGAAGAAGCCGAAGGCGGCUCAACCGUCGCCCUACUGCGACUUCUGCCUCGGGGACGCGCGCGAGAACAAGAAGACCGGCGGCUCCGAGGAGCUCGUCUCGUGCAGCGACUGCGGCCGCUCAGGUAAGCAACAGCAUCAUCACCCGGAGGAGCGGGCCAAGCGCAAGUACACCAGGCGGGCCAAUCACAAUUGA